AUGGCUCAACUAAGGUCAAUAAUCGCUAUUGUCGAAUGUUUGGUAUUGGGUUGUUCGGAAAAAUGUCACGUAUAUUGUGCUAAAACAUUACAAGAUCAUGUUGAAGAAUCUCUAGCUGUUUCGAAAAACAAAAUUCAGGAAGACAAUAUAGAGCUAUUUUCUGGAGGGAUGGCAAUGAGCCAAUGGGUCGGAGAAUAUAUUUACGAUUCUAAGUUAAAACUAGAUAAAUAUCUCAUGCUAGAUAUUGCUACUGCUCAGGCUUCCCUGCAAAAUCAUAUUGGUUCACUAAGGGCUCAGUCCCAUGUUCGUUGCAAAGUUUUUUCAAGUCCAUUUACCUCUGGUGAUGAUAAGAGGCUUUUGUUGUUAGGGAAAUGUAUUGAAUUCCAUAGAAAGAUAAAUAGUUUUGAGAGGAGUAAACUUCGGAUAAAGGCUGUUGCUACGGUUGAACCCAAGUCUUUGGUUCGCAAGGGAGGUGAAAAAAGAAAACCAAGUCGUGAGAAUGAACAGCUUGGUGCCAAUUCAGAUAGCUUGGCAGCUCAAGUGGAGUCUACACAUGAAGACUCGAUGACAUUAGAUGACAGAGAAAAAUUGAGACGGAAAAGGAUUUCUAAAGCAAAUAAAGGGAACACGCCAUGGAACAAAGGCAAGAAACAUAGUCCUGAAACCCUUCAAAAGAUUAGAGAGAGGACAAAGCUUGCGAUGCAGGAUCCUAAGGUGAUCAAAGAGACUAGGGUGAAAAUUGGGCAUGGAGUUAAAUUAGGGUGGCAAAAGCGUCGGGAGAAGCAGAUAAUGCAGGAAAGUUGUUAUUUUGAAUGGCAGAACUUAAUUGCUGAAGCUUCAAGAAGAGGCUAUAUUGGUGAGGAAGAGCUGCAGUGGGAUUCCUACAAUAUCUUAAGGCAACAGCUUGAGGUUGAAUGGGUGGAGAGUAUUGAACAAAGGAAAACAACGCCUAGACCAAAAGGUAGCAAGAGAGCCCCAAAAUCCCUUGAACAAAGAAGAAAAAUAUCAGAAGCCAUUGCUGCUAAAUGGGCUGAUCCAGAAUACCGUGAGAGAGUUUACUCUGGGCUUUGUAAAUAUCAUGGCAUGCCAGCUGGAGUUGAAAGGAAGCCAAGGCGGACAGCUAGCAGUCGUACACAGUCUGCUAGACGGGACUCCACAAAGAGAAGAACUAGUGAUACAGAAAUGGGGGAUACCAGAAACCCAAUUCAGCAGUUGAGGCGAAGAAGUAAGACACCGGCAUAUAAGGAUCCUUUGGCAAGUGCGAAAUUGGAGAUGAUAAAGAGCAUCAGAGCACAAAGAACUGCCACAGAAACCAAGAAAAAUGAAGCCAUUGAUCGAGCAAGGUCAUUAAUUGUGGAAGCUGAGAAGGCUGCAAACGCUCUUGAAGCUGCUGCAAUGAAGAGCCCCAUUGCUCGUGCCUCACUAAUCGAAGCCAGAAACCUUAUUGCUGAAGCAAUUCAAUCAAUUGAAUUCGUGGAUAAUGAGGAUAGCGUAUCCAAUGAUAUGAUGUCUAAUGAGAACGGCAGGCACCCAUCUCUUGCCCCAUCUGAGCUUAGAGAGGUUGAGAAGGAAAUAAAUGCAGCCGACAGAGGCUGGGAUCAAGUAGAGUUGAGACAAGUAAAUGGGACCAAGAUCCUGGAAACAAGUAAAGAUGAAGACCUCAAUUUCAGUAAUUUAGCCUUCCAUGAUGUACUGAAUGGUGAGAAGGAACUUCUCCCUUUAAGCUCCAGUGCAUAUGGGCUGCCUUCGCCGAGUAUGGAGAGUCUUGUAAACCAUUCGAGUACAGGAAAGCAACCUAACCAAGUGGAACCAAACGGGAGUCUCAAGUCUGAAAAGAUUAAUCUACCAAAUGGAUCCAGAGUUCCGCAUGUGAAAGAAGAGACACAUUCCAAAUCAGUCACUACUAAGAAAUGGGUUCGUGGGAGGCUUGUUGAAGGGACAGAAAGAGAUUGA
This is a messenger RNA of Dovyalis caffra, 1953 nucleotides long. Lineage: Eukaryota; Viridiplantae; Streptophyta; Magnoliopsida; Malpighiales; Salicaceae. The record is from the annotation of a GenBank genome assembly.